AAAUGACCAGGAAGACAUAAGUUCAUUCUUGAUUCCACAUCAGUAGGAACUAGUUAACUUUCUUUCACGGAAGAAAAAUGCUAUUAUUUUGGUCUUUUUGUUUGAUUUUCUUCCAGGUAUUCUUCUUCUUAGGUUCACUGUGUGAGGGUGAAAUCUCCUGCUUAAAUGAAGAUGGGCAGCCUGUUGACUGGUUCAUUAUAUACAAAUUACCAAGAUAUAAAAAGGAGAGUGUGGGAAGUGGAGUUGACUACAUGUAUUUGGAUCCCUCAUUACCUAACUGGCACAUGAGUAAACAUGCUGUGAAUACCACUGAAGGGGCAUUAGGCAGAACAUUGAACCAGCUGUACCAAAGAUAUGAGUCAAACAGCUUGGUAUACAUACUCUACAAUGAUGCUCCUCCAGUGCUUGAGUAUGUGAAUAAUUCUGGACACUCAAAAGGGGCUCUGCUUGUUGACCAGUUUCAAGGAUUCUGGUUAACCCACAGCAUUCCUCACUUUCCGCCUUUCCCCGAAAUUGGUUUUGGCUACCCAUCCACUGGAAAACUCUAUGGUCAGAGUGUUCAGUGUACAACAUACAGUUCCAAACAGUUCCGAAAAAUAUCACAGCAACUAGCAUAUAUUAACCCAAACACAUACAACUGCUCAAUACCAUCAGCCUACUACACAGAGAUGCCAGAAAUGGCACGUAUCUGUGCUGGAAAAACUGUGAGUGUGGUUCCCAGGAGAAGGCUUGAAACACUGAUGUCAGUCAAAGGAGAGACGUUCCUCAGUUUUGCCAAAUCACACCGUUAUGUUGAUGACAUUUAUGCUGGCUGGAUAGCACAGACACUGGAUACAAACCUUCUAGUGGAAUCAUGGCAGCGGAAAACCCACCAGCUUCCCUCCAACUGCUCGCUGCCUUACCAUGUGAUGAAUAUCGAGUUGGUCUGUCUGUCUAAGCUGGUAACUUUCAAAUCCUAUGAUGACCACUCCAAGUGGUGUGUCUCUUGGGGAUAUCAAGCCCAGUGGACUUGUCUAGGGGACCUGAACAGAGAGAAUACACAGGCAUGGAGAGGAGGUGGCCUCAUCUGUACCCAAAAUACAGCUGUGUACAAAGCUUUCCGUUCAUCUGUUCUCUGGUAUAAAAAUUGUUAGUAGUGAGAAGUCUGCUGUUACCUACAGGAACCUGCACUAGCAUUUUGAAUGGCAGGCAUUCUGCACUGUGAUGGAGAUGGUGGAGCAACCCAUAUGCAGUACACAGUCACAAUUAUUAAUGAUCAACUGAUCAGUGGAGAUCCUCACUUGCACCUACAGUGCCAUGAUUAUGGACAGAGCUGUUUAAAGUACAUUAUAUUAAUGGUCGCCAGCUUGGCCUGUCCAGCUACUAGAUUUCAAAACAAACCAAGCUGGUCAAACCAGUAGACUAAAAUUUUCAUAAGGGAAGUUACUAAUUAGAUGUCUACAUUGAUAAAUUCUCUAAUUACCCACUAGUACCCAUUAUUAAGUCUGAUUAGUAGUUGUUGUUUAUUUAAAGAUAGAUAUUGAAGUAUUAUGACCACAACAAGGCUCAUUUUGUUAAAAAAAUAAAAAUGUACUUGAGAUUCAAUCAAAGCUCACA
Molecule: messenger RNA, 1596 nt
Organism: Tachysurus vachellii
Lineage: Eukaryota; Metazoa; Chordata; Actinopteri; Siluriformes; Bagridae
Gene: dnase2b
Product: deoxyribonuclease II beta
Exons: 6
Coding region: 78-1133 (351 amino acids)
Biological process (GO): apoptotic DNA fragmentation
Molecular function (GO): deoxyribonuclease II activity
Source: RefSeq, a predicted model, not a curated record